Ostrea edulis (European flat oyster) is the source of this 1919-nucleotide messenger RNA. RefSeq lists its product as uncharacterized. NCBI's taxonomy places the organism in Eukaryota, Metazoa, Mollusca, Bivalvia, Ostreida, Ostreidae. Bases 156 to 1694 code for a protein of 512 amino acids. Gene Ontology annotation, biological process: signal transduction. Gene Ontology annotation, molecular function: protein binding. The record is from RefSeq and is a predicted model, not a curated record. The transcript is spliced from 6 exons.
AUAUAUAGCUGUCAGACCUAAAGGCGUUGUGUUUUAACUUGACAUGGAUUUAGAGAGUUGGGUAUAAAACUGGAGACUUUGAUAAGUUUUUCCAUGUUUAAAUAUAAGAUAAGACGUUCGAUUUCUAUCAAUGUUCAUGUACUUUGCUGUGCGAAAUGGCAGGGAACGUAAUAAAGGUGGAAGUUGACGAUUUCCGUGAAAUUAUUCGUAAAGUUUCACCAUACAUCGUCAGACAGUGGAGAGAAGUGUGCCGUGACCUAGGUGUGUCUGAAGUGGAUCUACUUCACCUGGAGAAAGCAAGCUUCAGUAUAAAACCCUCCAACUUGGCAUUCCGAGGACUCUGUCUUUGGUACGAACAGAAUGGCAAGCUCGCAACGAAGGAACGACUCAUUUCUGCAUUGAAGAGAAACGGGUUACGUCGAGCUAGAGAGGAGGCAGAUAAUAUAACCCUAAAACAGCUUAUUGUCCGGCCGUCGUCGUCACUUCCGAUAUCCACCAGAGUUCGAUCCGCCAAGAGGAGGAAAUCUUCAGGUGCCCCACCCUCUUUGCAAAGACUAAGAAGCGGAAGUGCCAAAUGCACAAGAAUACGGUCGGCAAAACGGAAGUAUAUGAAAGAGGAAAAACCACGUGAUCUGUCAUUGCGGAUAAGGGUGACUCAAAUCACAGCUCAAGAAGACGUGAGUGGACUUUGGCGAGAUAAAUCAAGAGAAAUUUGUGACGCCUUUUACUCGUGUGUUGUGGAUAAUUGUGAGGAUUAUAUUAUUGGAUUGGAGAAAGCACUUGAUAUGCCAGACUUGGUUGUCAAUGACAUUAGAAAGGACAGUGUCAUUACAGCUAGUGUUCAGUGUGGAACUCUUGGAGCUUUGGAGUCGAUCAACCAAAUGUACAAAUCCAGGAGACUGGUCUCACUGUGUCAGGCAGUGUUUACAAAGGAAAUAUCUUUAACACACAUUGGAGUAAAGAGUUUAGCGUUAGAUUUAAGCAUUGAUCCGGAUGAACUCGAAGAAUGUCGAGAUUACCUACUCUCUAGGAAAUUUAAGGAAAGCGUUGUAUUUCACCCUACCGACACACUGUCCAUUCCACAUGCUGAAGAGCCCAACAUAGACAGAAUACCCCGAGUAACAACGAAACAGGAGAAAACCAGUAUUGACAUGUCUGAGUGCAAAACACAGUUCACUACAAAACUGGAAAAUUUGAAGCAUCGCUACGGCGUUUUUGAAGAACAUAUAGACGAGUUCUUGAGAACGUUACAAAUUAUACUUCCGAAAGGCCAAGGAAGUAUUAAGAACCUCGCGAGUGUUAUCGGUCUACAUUCUUAUUUACUAUCGACCGAAGGUGUUGGAUCUGGAGUUCGAACAGACCUUGUACGAGAAUAUCUUGCCAUUGUAAACAACAUCCGGUUAUUUGUGGAAAAUUUCCGGGAAGAGUGUGAUGAGUUGCUAAGCGAUAGUGAUACGAACGAUAUGGAUUCUGGUAAUUCUGGAAAAAUAGUUAGAUGUCUGUUAGAAAAUGUAGAAGACAUGUUGCAGAUUGAACAAGAGUUUGAGGAAGACACUACUGUGUUAGACCGGAAGUUGAGUAGUUAUGAGCAGAUGUUUUGUGGUAUGUUAUGCCACAUCCCACUCUUGUUUGAGAAACUUUCUACAGUUCUUCACACCUUGCCAACAAAUGUUCAAUCAACGUUGGAUUCCUGAUACGUCUGUAGAAGAUCACUUAUAAACGUUGUAGUAUAUGGUUUACAAUCAGUUCGACCGCUAUUGAAUUGUAAAGUACACCAUUGAUACUCAAAGGGGCUUUGGCGGUGAAACCUUAAAUUUUGUCUUAAUAGCAAUACAUGUAUAGAGUUUCAUUUUCGUGAUCUAUUGACUUUAAAAGCUACUGAUGAUUGACAAUGUCUGACAUGUCAUCUACUGGGGGGG